UGAUACACUGCACCAUAUAGUUCAAGGCACACACACAUUGGUGUUUCCACCAAAUACAGUGAGCAAAGUUAGCUGAAAAUUAAAACAUGGUUUCCGCCACCGUGGAUUCCGAUUUUGCAUUCUUGGAAUCUGUUCAACAAUACCUACUUGGACAUGAUUCCAUCAAUCUCAUGUCUGAAACCCACCAAGCUGCAUCUCAUGAUCCAUUUUCAGACCCUAAUAAAUGUGAUGGUGAUUCAGGGAACAUUGCUUUCCGAAGUGAGGAUGCAACGGCUGUGGUGGCGCGUGAUCAUGCGCCACCAACAUGGAAGCAUUACAGAGGGGUGAGGCGUAGACCGUGGGGAAAGUUUGCGGCCGAGAUUAGGGAUCCAAAGAAGAACGGAGCUAGGGUUUGGCUUGGCACGUAUGAUACCGAAGAGAAGGCGGCUUUGGCAUAUGACAAAGCCGCUUUCAAAAUGCGAGGCCAAAAGGCCAAGCUGAAUUUUCCUCAUCUUAUUGAUUCUGACAAUUCCGAUGAAUUGUCGGAGCCAGUAAUGAUGACAACUUCCAAGCGAAGUUUGUUAGAAAUUUCAUCACCGUCGUCCUCCUGUUCAGAUGAUAGCUCAGAAUCACAAGGGACAAAGAGGAGGAAGAGCCUGGCUGAACUACUGAAUAAAUUAGCCAAGAAUAGAAGCCAAGUCAAGGUGGAAUGUUGAAGUGGCUAGAGGAAUAUGCAUGUUGUACAAUUUGAUCAAUCAUUAAUAUGAGACUUCAACGAUUGUAAUGUAAUCUGGUGUUCAUAGAAUUAAUGCAAUUUUGUUCACCAUAAUAUUGUGCACUUUUCAAGUUUGAUGAAAUUAUUUGCAUACUAUU
Molecule: messenger RNA, 852 nt
Organism: Glycine soja
Lineage: Eukaryota; Viridiplantae; Streptophyta; Magnoliopsida; Fabales; Fabaceae
Product: ethylene-responsive transcription factor 2-like
Exons: 1
Coding region: 87-695 (202 amino acids)
Biological process (GO): ethylene-activated signaling pathway; regulation of DNA-templated transcription
Molecular function (GO): DNA binding; DNA-binding transcription factor activity
Source: RefSeq, a predicted model, not a curated record